Messenger RNA from Limulus polyphemus (Atlantic horseshoe crab), 551 nucleotides. Its product is annotated as neuromedin-K receptor-like. Lineage: Eukaryota; Metazoa; Arthropoda; Merostomata; Xiphosura; Limulidae. The transcript is spliced from 3 exons. Gene Ontology annotation, molecular function: G protein-coupled receptor activity. Gene Ontology annotation, cellular component: membrane. Gene Ontology annotation, biological process: G protein-coupled receptor signaling pathway. The record is from RefSeq and is a predicted model, not a curated record. The annotation marks the transcript as partial.
GUCAUCAAGAUGUUGUUCAUCGUGGUCGCCGUUUUCACCAUCUGCUGGUUACCUCUCCAAACGUACAAUAUCCUACAAGAGAUAUACCCAAAAAUCAAUACGUACAAAUAUAUUAACGUCAUCUGGUUCUGCUGUCACUGGCUGGCAAUGAGCAACUCAUGCUAUAAUCCAUUCGUAUACGCCAUCUACAAUGAGAGAUUCAACACAGAGUUCAGGAGUCGCUUCGCUUGUUGUACGAGGUCAUUUCGAAGACAACAGCAGGAGCAGAAGGACCUCGACCACUCUCUGUCCUCCAGAUAUGGGUGACAAUGAGAUGAGUUUCAUUCCGAGGUCGUAACAAAUACAUAUUUUCGUGUGUGUACAAACAACACACGAAACUCUCUUGUCAAAAACAAGAAUGUUAAAGAAUUUAUUACGAAAAUCAGACGUCUAUUUGACUCAACGUUGAAGGAAGUAUGUUAAAAUGAGAUGUUCAUAUUAAUGUCGUAAUUUCACUUGAUGUCGUUUGUCUUUGUGUAUUAUUUAUUUAAAGAAAAUAUUAUUAUCUUACA